Cryptotermes secundus is the source of this 2422-nucleotide messenger RNA. RefSeq names its product probable dolichyl pyrophosphate Glc1Man9GlcNAc2 alpha-1,3-glucosyltransferase (gene xit). Gene Ontology annotation, biological process: protein N-linked glycosylation. Lineage: Eukaryota; Metazoa; Arthropoda; Insecta; Blattodea; Kalotermitidae. The transcript has 8 exons. Bases 151 to 1722 code for a protein of 523 amino acids. The record is from RefSeq and is a predicted model, not a curated record. Gene Ontology annotation, molecular function: dolichyl pyrophosphate Glc1Man9GlcNAc2 alpha-1,3-glucosyltransferase activity. Gene Ontology annotation, cellular component: endoplasmic reticulum membrane.
CAGCAGUUGUACCGCGCUGGAACCACGGAUUCAACUAGCAACCUCGCUAAAAGACAUUAUUCCAUGGUGGCUCCUGUCCGUGCUUCUAGAGGCCCGUGACGUGUAUCGGCUGCUAUACCGGUUGUUCAUCUCAACUAUUAGUGACAAAUAAUGUUUUGGAGCACAGUUGCUUUAAUUUCAUGUGUAAAACUAUUACUAAUUCCUUCUUAUCAUUCAACAGAUUUUGAGGUGCAUCGCAAUUGGUUGGCCAUUACCCACAGUCUGCCUAUAAGCAAAUGGUAUCAGGAAGCCACUUCAGAAUGGACGUUAGACUAUCCCCCACUUUUUGCAUGGUUUGAGUUUAUCCUGUCCUGUUUUGCAAAGUACUUUGAUGCCGAGAUGUUGCAAGUGAAGAGUCUAAACUACGCAUCUCCAAGAACAGUUCUGUUUCAGAGGUUAUCAGUGAUUGUUACAGACAUUGUAUUUGCAUAUGGGACUUUGGAGCUGUGUAGCUAUUUGAGCAGCAGUGGAAUCCGAAAAAGCAGCAAAUGGGGAUCUCGUUGGGGGUCACCAGCUGCGAUCUUGCAGAUCCUUCUCUUGGGCAAUGCUGGCUUACUGAUGGUUGAUCAUAUCCAUUUUCAAUACAAUGGUUUUCUACUAGGAAUUUUGUUGAUCUCUGUGGCUAGAAUUCUGCAGGGACACUGCUUGAUGGGAGCAUUCUGGUUUGGAGUUCUUCUCAAUUUGAAACACAUUUUUAUGUAUGUGGCUCCAGCAUACUUUGUCUAUCUCCUGCGUAGCUAUUGCUUCCUGGGAACACAUUCUGGAAGUUCUGUACAGUGGCGAGCUUUCUCUCUGACUCGAUUUGCCAAGCUUGGUUUAGUGGUGACAUCUGUUUUCCUAGUCUCUUUUGGACCUUUUGUCAUCUUGAACCAAUUACCUCAGGUAUUUUCAAGACUGUUCCCAUUUAAACGAGGGCUGUGUCAUGCCUACUGGGCACCAAACUUCUGGGCUCUCUAUAAUAUUGCUGAUAAAAUGGCCACAGUUGCAGGUAGACAGUUUGGAAUUAUCAGGAAUGUGCCUGCUGCUGUUAUGACUGGUGGCCUUGUUCAAGAAUACAAGCAUGUUAUUCUACCAGAAGUUACACCCAGAACUACUUUCAUUUGUACACUUCUCUCAGUUCUGCCAGCACUGGUGAAGCUGUGGUAUUGUCCAGGGAACCCAUACCAUUUUGUGCGCUGCAUAAUUCUCUGUGCCUGUGGCUCAUUCAUGUUUGGCUGGCAUGUGCAUGAAAAGGCUGUUCUUUUAAUCAUCAUUCCACUAAGUUUCAUGGCUGUAAUAUGGAAGAAAGAAGCUCAGAUGUAUGUACUUCUUGCUACAGUGGGACAUUAUUCCCUGUUUCCUUUGCUGUUUACAGCAUUUGAACUUCCUAUCAAGGUGCUUCUGGUACUCCUCCAUUCUUCAUAUGCCUUUUUAAACUUAGCCAGUUUAUUUGAUAUCAAGAAGUGUUCAUUAUGUCUUCCUCUUCUUAAUGGACUUGAAUCAAUCUAUGUUUUAGGACUAGUUCCGCUUUUUCUGUUUGAAAAUGUGGUAUAUCCAUUACUGGGGUUGAACACUAGACUGCCAUUCUUACCCCUUAUGCUUACAUCUGUGUACUGUGCUAUGGGUGUCUCAUACUUUUGGCUGAAAUAUUAUUGGCAUUUCCUUACCACUAGUGAGGUAAAUCAUAAGCGGAAAGCACACUAGACUUAUUGCAUUUAUAGAAGCAACAUAAAAAUGUGAAGAAAGGCUGUGCCAUAAUUGUUCUCUGAAGCAUAUUUUGAGGAGGUUACUAUUUUCAGGGCUGAGGUACCGUGUCGUCUGAUAGAAGUUCAACUUUUUGGAGAAACAUACUGACUCCAGCUUCAGGGUCAGAGAGUAAGCCAAGUAAGAAGCAUGCAACAAGCUGAGCUUACUCUUCAGUUUGACCUUGAAGAUGGGGGCAAAACAUUUCCUGUACUGUUGGUGAACUACUACCAGACUACGUGUCGUUACAUCUCAGAAGAUAGUACUUCUCAUACUUGUUUCUGUGAGACCUCAUAUUUGACAUGUUUUGAGAAAUACUGCAAUGCAUGAUGAUUUAUUAAUGACACAGUCAAUAUUACCAUAUUAAUAUUCACUGCCAUGAGAAUCUAAAAUAUUAGCAAUGCAGUAAUCCCCACAUUUCAUGCAAGGUGGCAUAAAUAGUUCAGUGACUUUUAUUUAGUACUAUAAAUUUAAUUUAUUGUUCUGUCACAUAAUCUGUAGCAGUCGAACAGUUACAAUAUUCUGUGUCUAAAACAUCUUAGAGGUUGUGUCAUCAUCAGGUAGUAAUUUAGAUAAUUAUGUCAUAAUUUAAAAGUUCAUUUAUUCAUUCAUUCAUUCAGCACUGGCUCUACAUUACUAUGUUGGGCCCUGGCCUCUUCUA